GCUGUGAGGAAUGGUUCCACGGAAGAGGAUGCGUCUUGGCUGACGGCUCUAUUAGCUAGCUAACUAAUACCAACAACAUUGAACAGUGUUGAGAAAUCACGACUCACUUAUGUCGUAUGUGCAGAACAAAUGUUCCAAGCUUGUCAUACAUUCGUUUUUUUAUUGCCUGCCCUCAAGACGCUAGCCUCAAGCCUGAAUACAAGCUGGCGAGCUCUAUUGUGCAUGUUUUCAAACACUGUGCGGAAGUGUCUGUGAACAAGUUGCUAUACAGAGAGAUUUGUGAUGUAGCAACCAGUAAGUGGGAGCUGGCAACAAUCGAACCAUGGAAGAUGAUUCCCCAACCCUGAAACCCAGGCGCAUCCAGAACCAGAAUGUAGUCCAUCGACUGGAGCGGCGGCGGAUCUUCUCUGGACGGGCUGGAGCCCACUGGUACCGCGUGCGCUGCUUCCACCAGAACCUUUUCCCCAACUUCACUGUGGUCAACGUAGAGAAGCCUCCCUGCUUCCUCCGCAAGUUCUCCCCAGAUGGACGCUGCUUCAUAGCCUUCUCCUCUGACCAGACCUCCCUGGAGAUCUAUGAGUACCAGGGCUGCCAGGCGGCUGAGGAUCUGCUGCUGGGGCAGGAUGGGGAGACCCUGGCCAAUGGCAAUGACCAACGCUCCCUCAACAUCCGCGGCCGCCUCUUUGAACGCUUUUUUUCAUUACUGCACGUCACUAAUGUGGCCUCCAAUGGAGAGCACCUGAACCGAGAGUGCAGCCUAUUCACUGAUGACUGUCGCUAUGUGAUCGUGGGCUCAGCGGUCUAUGUGCCCGAGGAGCCCUCUCCACACUUCUUUGAGGUGUACCGCAACAAUGAGUCUGUGACUCCCAACCCCCGCUCUCCGCUGGAGGACUACUCACUGCACAUCAUUGACCUGCACACUGGCCGGCUUUGUGACACCAGGUCCUUCAAGUGCGACAAGAUCAUCCUCUCGCAUAACCAGGGACUCUACCUCUACCGUAACAUACUGGCUGUUCUUUCUGUUCAGCAGCAGACAAUCCAUGUCUUUCAGGUGACAUCAGAGGGGACGUUCCUGGACGUGCGAACCAUUGGUCGGUUCUGCUACGAAGACGACCUCCUCACUCUGUCUGCGGUGUAUACUGAGGCCCGGGCCGAGGGCCAGCCAGGCUUCUCCCGCCUCUACAAGGAGAAGACCAUCAACUCCCUGAAGCACAGACUACUGGUCUACCUGUGGAGACGGGCUGAGCAGGACGGCAGCGCCACCGCCAAGCGACGCUUCUUCCAGUUCUUUGACCAGCUGAGACAGCUGAGGAUGUGGAAGAUGCAGCUACUAGAUGAGCACCACCUCUUCAUCAAAUAUACCAGUGAGGACGUGGUCACCCUGCGAGUCACUGACCCCUCUCAGCCCUCGUUCUUUGUAGUGUACAACAUGGUGAGCACAGAGGUGAUGGCAGUCUUUGAGAACACCUCUGACAAACUGCUGGAGCUGUUUGAGAACUUCUGUGACCUGUUCCGGAACGCCACACUCCACAGUGAAGCUGUUCAGUUCCCCUGCUCUGCCUCCAGCAACAACUUUGCACGGCAGGUCCAGAGAAGGUUCAAAGACACCAUAGUGAAUGCAAAGUAUGGCGGUCACACUGAGGCUGUGAGGAGGCUGCUGGGACAGCUGCCCAUUAGUGCUCAGUCCUACAGCAGCAGCCCCUACCUCGAUCUUUCUCUCUUCAGCUACGACGACAAGUGGGUGUCUGUGAUGGAACGGCCCAAAACAUGUGGAGACCACCCCAUCAGGUUUUACGCUCGGGACUCUGGCUUGCUGAAGUUCAAGAUCCAGGCAGGCCUCCUGGGCCGGCCCAUUAACCAUGCCGUCCGGCGGCUGGUGGCCUUCACAUUCCACCCCUUUGAGCCGUUCGCCAUCUCAGUACAGAGGACCAACGCUGAGUAUGUGGUGAAUUUCCACAUGCGUCAUGUCUGUGUAUGAGAGGAAAGCAGUGGACUAGACCUGGAGAACUUGGCAUUGUACUGUGUAGAGCAAAACGCAGUCACUCUGCCUUUUUUCUCCCCCUAGUGUGAGGAACAAAAUAAGACUGGACUGUGGGCGGAACCACUUGAAGUUGAAAUUGGGAGCUUGGGGAUGGGGGAUGGAUUCCUUGCAGGGACCAAAGAUGUUUUUGGCUGGCUCUCAAAAUGUACUUUUUUGGUCACAUUUUAUUCUAUGUAUUUUUAUUUAGCCUUUUUACAUUUGUUUUAUAUUUCAAUAAAAUUAUUUAAAUAUUGAUUGUGAUUCUUUAUUAUGAAUAUUUUACUAGAAUAAUGACUAUCUGUAAUAUGCUUUGCUUAGUGGACUUAGUUAUUAAAACCUGAUUGGUCUAAAGUGUCUUUAACAUGAGCAAAAAGGGGACAAUGUAAUUUAUUUUCCAAUUUAACAAAUGAUCUACUAUAUGUUGCUAACCUAGCUCAUACUGUGUUAGAAAUGAAAUACAUUAUGUGGGUAAGUUAUAAAGGAAAUGACCAUUAAUGUUAUUUGAAAAUACUGAUUCCUUGUUGACCCGAUAACCGAAAACACUAAAGAAUAUCUGAGCACCGCUGUCUGUGGGAUUAUCUUAAUUAUCAAUACUUUGUUUUGACAAGUCAAGUAAGAAGAAUUUCAUGAGGACGGUACUACUGUAAUGUACUCAUAGCUGUAGCCAUAUUUUGGAAUACAUGAUUGUUUAAUGUUAUUUACAGUUGAGCAGAUGUUAUUAUCAAGAACAAAUUCAAAUUGUAGGUACAGUUUUUGUGCUGCUUUAUUUCAGGUUGCUGUCAGCACCAUUUGGAGUGUACAUCCAUGCUAGUAAUUACUCCAACUUAUGAAUUUGACCUAAGAUAUCUUGCUUGCAUUACUGAUAAAAAAAAAAAAAAAUCUGAGAUGGAA
Oncorhynchus kisutch (coho salmon) is the source of this 2911-nucleotide messenger RNA. RefSeq names its product DET1 homolog. The transcript is spliced from 7 exons. Gene Ontology annotation, cellular component: cullin-RING ubiquitin ligase complex; nucleus. Gene Ontology annotation, molecular function: ubiquitin-like ligase-substrate adaptor activity; ubiquitin protein ligase binding. NCBI's taxonomy places the organism in Eukaryota, Metazoa, Chordata, Actinopteri, Salmoniformes, Salmonidae. The record is from RefSeq and is a predicted model, not a curated record. Gene Ontology annotation, biological process: protein ubiquitination; positive regulation of proteasomal ubiquitin-dependent protein catabolic process. The coding region runs from base 323 to 1978 and encodes 551 amino acids.